This is a messenger RNA of Dibothriocephalus latus, 201 nucleotides long. Lineage: Eukaryota; Metazoa; Platyhelminthes; Cestoda; Diphyllobothriidea; Diphyllobothriidae. The record is from the annotation of a GenBank genome assembly.
AUCGAUAAGGCUAUUGCUGCAGCAGCUGCAGCUGCUGUUACGCCGGCCGAAAUGAUGCGUCCGCAUCAGCAUGGCACGCCAAACGCCUUUUCGCGACAACGCUACAGGUGGAUCGAUGACACGCGUAAACCUGCCCAGAACGCACCCCUCACCCCUCCCCCUCUCUCCCAGCAUCCGCGCCUUCACGCCCCGGCCUGGUAG